CACGGACAGUAGGGGUGGCGCGCGGUCGUAAGCGCCAUCUGGCUGUUCAGUGCCCGGCCACCCUCGGUACGAUCCUGGUGUGAUUCGCGUUCGCGAUUCCGGAUUAUCGCGGUUAGUUUGCCGAGCCGAGGAUUGGAACACAGUGCACCCCCGUGCCUUAACACAGUGACCAGUGCAUGCCUUGAACGCGACGCAAAAAGCUAUAGAAACGAGCGACCAAUGAGUCGCUCGCCGCGACUCUGCGUCCACGAUCGGAGCGCCGGGAUCGUUGUUGAGGAUAGUGGAAUGGACAUCCUGUUGAGAGACAUGAACGCGCCGUGGCGAUGACAAGCCUGAUCUUGGAGAACGCCGACUUGAACCGACUCUUUCCGAAAUGCCGGCCUAGGGGCGGCCCACCCCCGGUCCCGGGGGCUUCCACGCAGAGCAGCCAGCCGCAUGACAGCCCCUGCCAGACGGAGGCCACCGCUAUCGCCACCGCCGCCGCCGCCGCCGCCGCCGUCGCCGUCGCCGCGACCACCACCACAGCAACCGUCACCAUCGCCUCUACGAACACGUCGACGAGCGUUCCCACGUUAUCGGACGACAUGAUCGACCUCGAGCGCGACACCUCAGACAGGUAUAGGAAACGAGCGAAUGGCAGAAAAAAAUCAGGUUCGCUGUCCCGUAGGACGGCGAGCGUGGUGCCCGGUUUCACGGUCGAGGGCCAAUUGUCGAUCGCCACGAAGCCGCUCUCGUCGAGCUCGUCCUCGGCGUCGGGACGCAGCGAGGACGCGCCGCAGUAUGGGAGUCUGCCCGGCAGCGAUCAUCAGGCUCAGUCGCAGCAGGACGACAGCGGGCCCGAGGAGAACCCCGUGUACAUUCUGACCUCGGCCAAGGGUGGCCCCAGCUACAAGCUUCGGGACUCGAGAAUCAUAGAGAUUGCUGGCGGACGAGAGGUAUUCUCACAGAGCCGAGGGAAGGUAGCAGCUCGAAAAUCACGAUUUCUGGCUGCGUCGAAUUCCAUAAAUAACGAGGACAUUCAAACUGAUAAUAAACUGUCUGUUAAGAAGAACAACAAGUCCCCGAGCACACAGACCAUAUGGGAAUUGCGAAGCCGAUGCGGUGAGACUAGGAAGCAACGUGCAAAUCGAGAAGUGACAGAGACUGUGUUUGCCUCCGAGGUGCAUUCGGUGCGGCGUAACCCCGCGAAAUUGAUUCUCGAUUACGACUCUCCCAAGAGCAAUCGUAGCAGUCGCAUAAUUAAUUACGAUUCAAUCUUAAAUAGCAAUAAUGUAGAGUAUACUAUACCGAAAAGUAUUACCGACCUGGACUAUGGAUUACCAAAGAGCUGCGUAGAUUAUCAGUCGAAUCACAAUACACCCGCGAGAAGUAUGGCCAUUGUCAGCGACGGCGAGGUGGUUGUCUUCGACGAUAUCGAUGACAAUUGGCAGGGAUUGAGAUUGGAUCUAGCGUCGAGCAACACGAACCAAAUCACGACGACGAGUCUGGAUGUGGAAACGGACGAUUCUCAGAGAGGUCGUAUCGCACCAGAGCCACCAAGCUCUAGCGUCGGGAGUACUCCUAGUCCUACGACGGCAUAUCAUCGCAAUACUUCAGACUUUUUCAAAGUCGUUACGCCGGCGAGCGAUUGCGAAGCGGAUUCCCCUUCUCCGGAACGUAAUCACAAAGUCGCAAGAGUCAUUGGUGAAUUGCCGAUCGCUCAAUACUCUGGCAGUCCGAGACGUUAUGGAGUUCGCGAAAAUCCACAGCUUCCUAGCUUACUGUCGUCGCCCUCUAUGUACAUGACACCAAGGCCUGGUUUUCCACAGAGAAUAUUGCCGACAACACCAAAUCACAAUGAGAAAGAGGAUACUUCUGCAGAAAUUGUUGUAGACAAGACUGUGAUAGAAAAUGCUAGCACUGAGGAUCAGUCUGUCAAUCCUUCACCGCCAUCACCAAAAGUCGAAGAGGAGGAGGAGGAGGACUCUUUGAAGCCAUCGACUUUACCUGCCGAUAAUAUAAGCAGUCUUGUUUCGCCAGGAGGUAGUACGUUCGACUACCUGUACGAAUUCUCAGAGACACGAAAGGUAUUAGAGGAAUUUUUCAAGUGCCCGGCGCCGACGAAAGAAAAGGAGAACAAUAUAGAAUCUUUCCCUUUCCAGGAUCUUGAUUACGAACUACGAAGACAAGGAGGAAGUGCAUACGUUGGUCAGCGAUUAGCUAGUGGCCCACCAGCAACAGAGGAGGUUAUGGUACACGAGUCUCCUAAAAAGCAACGAGCGGAAUUCCCACAAAAUACAGGUGAACACGAGAACAACUUCUUGGACUUGUCAGUGGGAACCGGUAGCAGCGAGGAUCUCGGGGAGACCGAGGUCGGUUUGCAAGUGGGACACUCGCGUAAUUUCACGCUGAGUCCCGAGACGACCGAUUGCGAUAGCAAUUGCGGGGACUUGGACAGCGAAGUGUCCCUCAUGAUGAUGGAUAAUGAAUUGAUGCCGGCGAGUGGUCUCCUGGGCUCGGUCGGCGAUUUGGGGAAUAAUUCGGAUUCCCUGAGAAUAUACACUAGCAUGCCGGUGUUGGAGGACGGGCUAUCUAGUGGGCACGCGAGCGACACCGACAACAACAAUCCCACUGUGAUGCUCAUGAAACGACAGAUCAACGAGAUCGAGAAGGAGAUUAUACAGAGAACUCGUAACGACAUGUUGGGCACGGAGAACGACUCCAGCAAGGACGUUAGUCUGAACGUAACGAAGGACAUUUUACACACGCUGAAGACCACGUCGCCCGAUCUGUUCGUCGCGAAGAAGGAGAACUCGUACGACACGAACGAGUUGCAGCUUGACGGGCUAGAUCCUUUGGGCACACCUCCACCGCCGGCGCCUCAAGGUCGGCAAAGUGUAAGUUUAGAGAUAGGCGGCGAGGUGGAAGCGGCCAUCAAGGACAUUAGGAUGGCGCUGCAAAGGACUAAAACUCUGCCUGUGAAAUCACCGUCCGAAGAUCCGCCGGAGCCAAGCGUCAGUCCGAUAUGGAUACCAAGUAUAAUGGAUGGCAGGCGGAGAGUCUGUAUGGAGAGCAACAGCGAAGAGUCGGAAGCACGUCGCGUGGGUGACGAGGCAGAUGUGGAGAUCGAGGAGUGUGCGGAUGAGGAAGAGGCGGACACCGACCUCGAGACGGACCGAUUGCUCGGUCAGCAGAGAACGGACGAUCAAGGAUUCUACGACGACAAGGGGUGGAGGAAGCCUAAAACUAGGACAAUGUUACCACCAAUGAAUGCGAAAGUCGCUACUCCAAAGCAAACCCCUCCCAAAACCCUCAGUGUUGCCCCGAUAGAGACGCUAGCGCCUUCCGAGCCCUUGCCCUCGACGUCUACCUCGAUCUCUCCUCCUCCCGUAGUGUCUGUUAUACAAUCGCCGUCUUCUGAGUGCGAAGUAGCUACUCCCGCGCAACCUACAUCGAGUCCGCAGAAGACCCCAGUCAAAAAUUCCCCCACAUCCCCUCAGAGUCUCAAGGAAUCCAACAACAAGGUGAAAAAGGACAAGGAGGGAAAGAAAAAGAGCAGAAACAAGGAAGACUUAUUGGACGACCCCUCAGUGUUGAUCGAGGGCGUGCUAUUCCGCGCGAGGUACUUGGGAUCCACACAAUUGGUAUGCGAAGGUCAACCGACCAAGUCGACGCGAAUGUGUCAAGCGGAGGAGGCCGUCUCCAGGAUAAAGGACGGGCCAGUGCCGAUGCAGGCAACACUCUUAAACUAUGGGGGGCAGCAUGGUUAUGGUCGCUGCAGCAUUGCCUCGCAAGGAAGCCUAGAGGAGGACGAGUGCGACUCGAGCGAAGAACUAAUAGGGAGCGCUUCUGGUGGGGGCCAGUCCGAGUCGCACGCGCUUGGGGCCCAGCCGAAACUGGCCCCGAUCAGUGGCUGCUUGGGGUCCACGACCGUUUUCAGACUACAGUUUCUCGGGUCGGUGGAGGUGGAAGAGGAAGGGGGACGUAAACGGCGUAAGCGCCUUAAGAAACACAUGGUGGAGGAGGCAGUGACGAAAAUAAAGGCGUUGGCACCGGACGGUGACACUCAGCCGAGCACGGAGGUGGACCUGUUCAUUUCGACGGAAAAGAUCAUGGUGCUCAACACGGAUCUCAAGGAGAUUAUGAUGGAUCACGCUCUGCGCACGAUCUCGUACAUUGCGGAUAUCGGCGACUUGGUAGUGCUGAUGGCGCGACGACGCUUCGUGCCGCACGAGAUGGAGGAGGUGCCGAAAAUUAACAGAACUCCGAAGAUGAUCUGCCACGUUUUCGAGAGUGAGGAGGCUCAAUUCAUAGCACAAAGUAUCGGACAAGCAUUCCAAGUAGCUUACAUGGAGUUCCUAAAGGCAAACGGGAUAGAAGACCAUAGUUUCGUUAAGGAGAUGGAUUACCAGGAGGUGCUCAAUUCGCAAGAGAUAUUCGGCGACGAGUUGCAGAUGUUCGCGAAGAAAGAGAUGCAGAAAGAGGUAGUGGUACCAAAAGCGAAGGGUGAGAUUCUUGGUGUGGUAAUCGUUGAAUCUGGAUGGGGCUCGAUGCUGCCAACCGUAGUCAUAGCGAACCUGGCGCCGGCCGGCGCUGCCGCACGUUGCGGACAGCUUAAUAUUGGCGAUCAAAUAAUAGCGAUUAAUGGUGUCUCAUUAGUCGGCCUGCCUUUGUCCACGUGUCAGACUUACAUAAAGAAUUCGAAGAAUCAAACGGUCGUCAAGCUGACUGUCGUGCCGUGCGCACCCGUUGUUGAAGUGAAAAUCAAGAGACCUGAUACGAAGUAUCAGUUAGGAUUUAGUGUACAGAACGGAGUGAUAUGUAGUCUAUUGAGAGGCGGUAUCGCCGAACGGGGCGGCGUGCGGGUGGGACAUAGGAUAAUUGAAAUCAAUAAUCAGAGUGUUGUUGCUGUACCGCACGAAAAGAUUGUUAAUCUUCUGGCCACGUCGGUGGGAGAGAUUUUGAUGAAAACGAUGCCCACGUCGAUGUUUAGGCUGUUAACCGGUCAGGAGUCUCCGGUGUACAUAUAAAAGCGUUCAGUUGCCUGGCUGAUGCGUAGUGAACAGACAAUACAUCCGCCAUCCACUACCAUACUAUCCGCUAUCUUUACUGUACAGGUUAUUCGAUGCAAAGUCGCUUUGUGUUUCGAUUCUUAUGGAAGACAAUUCGUACGUUCACCAGCUCCUGCUUAGUAAACGAGACUACGUAAAAAGAUAGGUACGUCGCAGAAACCUUACUAAAUAUUUACUCAAGCAUAAUUUAUAUAAUUAUUGAUUAUAUUGUAAG
This is a messenger RNA of Harpegnathos saltator (Jerdon's jumping ant), 5265 nucleotides long. RefSeq lists its product as uncharacterized. NCBI's taxonomy places the organism in Eukaryota, Metazoa, Arthropoda, Insecta, Hymenoptera, Formicidae. The record is from RefSeq and is a predicted model, not a curated record. Gene Ontology annotation, biological process: chemical synaptic transmission. Gene Ontology annotation, cellular component: dendritic spine; cytoplasm; plasma membrane. Gene Ontology annotation, molecular function: protein binding. The coding region runs from base 324 to 5009 and encodes 1561 amino acids. The transcript has 19 exons.